UGCUCCCAGCUCCACUGCAGAGAAACUCCACAGCCUCCGAGCUCUGCGAGGCCCAGACUCAGUGCCGCCCGCCCCCUGCAGCCUGUGCUGCAGCCUCCGGCCACCGGAGGGGGGCGAACCCACGUCAACCUGUUGUUUGUCCCGUCCCCAUUGAUCUAGUUAGCGCCACAAGGAAGUGCGGCACCCACACGCGCUUGGAAAGUUCAGCAUGCAGGAAGUUUGGGAAGAGCUGGGCGAGUAGCUGGGCGGCCCAGGCAGCUCUGGAGGAGAAGGAGCGGGGCGGAGCAGCAGAGGUCCACCGGCCCAACCCGGUGGGCUUCAUUUAUUUGUAUAUUUAUUCUGGAGCGACGCUGUCCCUGGGUCGCUGGUCCCAAAUGCACCGAGUCAUCUUCAUCUCCAUUCUUGUGUGCGCGAACUUUUGCAGCUAUCGGGACACUUUUGCGACUCCGCAGAGCGCAUCCAUCAAAGCUUUGCGCAAUGCCAACCUCAGGAGAGACGAGAGCAAUCACCUCACAGACUUGUACCGGAGAGAUGAGAACAUCCAGGUGACAGGCAAUGGUCACGUGCAGAGUCCUCGAUUCCCCGGCAGCUACCCCCGAAACCUGCUCCUCACAUGGAGGCUCCACUCGAAGGAGAAAACACGGAUACAACUGGCCUUUGACCACCAGUUUGGAUUAGAGGAAGCUGAAAACGACAUCUGUCGGUAUGAUUUUGUGGAAGUUGAAGAUGUCUCUGAAACCAGCACUGUGGUUAGAGGAAGAUGGUGUGGCCACAAGGAAAUCCCUCCAAGGAUAACAUCAAGAACAAACCAGAUCAAAAUCACAUUCAAAUCCGAUGACUAUUUUGUGGCAAAACCUGGAUUCAAAAUUUACUAUUCAUUUGUGGAAGAUUUCCAACCUGAGGCAGCCUCAGAGACCAACUGGGAAUCAGUCACAAGCUCUGUCUCUAAUCCCAAUGCAACCAAAUGCUCGGUGCAGCCGAAGGAGAUACAUGGGGUGUCCUAUCACUCUCCAUCAGUAACGGACCCCACGCUCACAGCUGAUGCUCUGGACAAAACAGUUGCAGAAUUCGACACUGUAGAAGAUCUGCUCAAGCACUUCAAUCCAGAGUCUUGGCAAGAUGAUCUGGAAAAUUUGUAUCUGGACACCCCUCAUUAUAGAGGCAGGUCAUACCACGACCGGAAGUCCAAAGUGGACCUGGACAGGCUCAAUGAUGAUGUCAAGCGUUACAGUUGCACUCCCAGGAAUCACUCUGUCAACCUCAGGGAGGAGCUAAAGCUGACCAAUGCAGUCUUCUUCCCACGGUGCCUCCUCGUGCAGCGCUGUGGGGGCAACUGUGGCUGUGGAACUGUCAACUGGAGGUCCUGCACCUGCACCUCGGGGAAGACGGUGAAAAAGUACCAUGAGGUAUUAAAGUUUGAGCCUGGUCAUCUCAAGAGAAGGGGCAAAGCUAAGAAUAUGGCUCUCGUAGAUAUCCAGUUGGAUCACCAUGAGCGGUGUGACUGUAUCUGCAGCUCAAGACCACCUCGAUAAGACACUGUGCAUAUCUGUACGUGAAGCAUGAAAAGAUCUUUAGAUUAAGACAUUGUAAGGGACCACUGUCCUACCUUAAGCAACCAAAAUUGCUUCUCAGCUACAACGCAGUGAACACAGGUGGAUAUCUCGCUUUGUUAGUGCCAUUGCAAGAAGAAGCAUGUAUCAUCAACUUCUUUAUCCAUAAAUAUAAAAAUUCAUUUAUUAACAGUAUGUGAAGAUAUGUAUGCCUACCCAGACACAUGUCUAUCUCUAUGUGUGUAAAUACAUGAAAUGCUUUAUUCAGUGUAUUUGCUGAGGUCGACCAGAGACAAAUGAUCAGAUUAUCGCUCAAUAAUUUUGCUAUAAUAAGGAAUGUGUCAAACAUAAUAAAACCUCUCUAAGAAAUUCAAAAUAUAAAUUUCUUAUGAAAUGUUUCAGAAAGCAUAUCGGGUCUUGCUUUCUUAAAGAAGGCAUUUGUCCGUUAAACAAAAGAUGCAAGUCUCUUAUGUUUAUAUCUUAAUUAUAUGGAAGAAAAUAAAGUUUUCAGGGAUAAAAGCAAGUAUUUAAAUAUUUUCUACAUGAGAUUCACUAUACACCUACAAAUGUGGACAGUAAUUAUCUGUCUCCAAAACAACACCAAAGUAAUACUCAGUUAUCAAACCCAAGUCCCCUUUUAUGUAUUUUGUCAAGCAAGCUAACUCAUUGAGCACCCUGCUUAAUGAAUUGCUCAGGGAGUGUUGUGAUAAUCUUUCAAGAGGCAAGCAGUAAGUUGCAACAGAAUAUUCUUUUUUUUUUUUCUCUUUCUAAAAUCUGCAGAAAAGCAAAUAUUCUCAGGAAUAGCAUGCCAUUAGUCUUCAGCCUUUCAACAUGUCAUUCACAGAAAGAUGUGAGAGUUAGAAAGGCAGAAAUAAGCAAAUAUUGACAUAACUGGGAAUUAAAUAACCUUUUGACAAGGUCCACAUUCAAAAAUGGGUCUAAGUUCUCCAAACCCUUCCAAUCAUUUUCUAUGUCUUACUUUUGUGUUGCUGUCUUUUCAAUAUGUACACAUGGACUUAUCAUGAUGUAUACAUAUAUAUAUAUAUAUAUAUAUAUAUGUAUAUCAGACAAGCCAUCAUGAAAUAUUUGUAACCUGAAAGUUUUCACAUGUUAACAAAAUAACUAACUUUUAUUGAUAUAAAUUCAUAAUUCUAUACUUAAGAUUUUCAAUAUGUAUUCUGAAUCAGUGGAAAUUAGAUGUGAGGUUUACUACCUUUUCCGUCUUCAGACCUUAUUCUAUAGAGCCAGACAUGAGUUGUGGAGGCAACAUUUGGUCCUGUUCUCCCACCAGAAAACUGUUUGCAUUGGUUAUUAGGAAUGAGAGCCAGUUUUCCUCAGUGGCUUCUCUUUAUCUAUGUUACAGAGACUUAGUUCAGAAAUGGGAAGUCAUACAUCACUCUCCAAAGCAAGAUGCUUAAGAGGGAACACUGAAGUUAGGUUGCCUGGGCUGCUCCCAGGGAACUACAUCCUUCUUCCUGCCUUGCUAGUAGAAAAGAGAAGUGAUUUCUUCUGUGAUUCCGUACUGUCCUGAACACAGGCCAGCUCAAUACAAGAUCAGUGCCCAGGCUGUGUUAGUGCAGUGUCACGAUUGGCUCAAACACACUUGCAUUGCCGAGUACAACGCCCUCCGAUGCAAGAUCCUGCCGUGCUCAGCAGACCUGCACUUACCGUCGCGUGCCUUCUAAAGGUUCUGUGCAGUUAUCUGUCAGAGUUUCUACUCAGUGAGCCUUAGAAUGAAAUCCUGCGUUGUCCAGUUGUCCAGUUGUUCAGCAAUGAGAUGUAGGUCAGGCCCGCGGUCAGAAGCCACCUUCCCUCCAUGGCCACUUGCAAGCUGUACAGGACACAGCUCACACCACAGAUGGGAACAUAAAACAUAAAGUUCUCUACCCAACUUUCAACAGACCUUCCAGGCUGCAGUGACCAGUUGAAGCCUUGCUAUCCCUUUGUUUACCAGCCGUACUGUGAACAGAUGUGUGCAUGAGGCGGCCUUCCCUUUCUUGAAUGUUUUGGUAAACCAUCUCCCUUGCUUAUCUCUUAUCCAUCCCAUAUCCAGCAUGUAGCAAAUAAAUCUGUUUCAUUGCCAUCAAAUGACUAAGAAUAAAAACAAACCACUGUACAAAUUACAUUUCACAGCAAACUAAUAAAUACGUGGUUCUGCAUGGCUCACUCACCUGGAACAAUGCCACUCAUUCAACGUGUUCUCAUAGGGCAGAACAGUUUCCUAAGCGGAGGGGUCUGAUGAUUUUUUUUUGUCAUAUCAGUAACAUGCAGCUUUUUCCUCGUACAGCAUUUUCUGUAGAAAUUUAAUAUGGCUCUUACCUUCAUAAAAAAAUAAAUACUGCUUUUGAACAAAA
Messenger RNA from Mesocricetus auratus (golden hamster), 3904 nucleotides. It is a transcript of the gene Pdgfd, whose product is annotated as platelet derived growth factor D. Gene Ontology annotation, cellular component: membrane. Bases 375 to 1532 code for a protein of 385 amino acids. The transcript is spliced from 8 exons. Gene Ontology annotation, molecular function: platelet-derived growth factor receptor binding; growth factor activity. The record is from RefSeq and is a predicted model, not a curated record. NCBI's taxonomy places the organism in Eukaryota, Metazoa, Chordata, Mammalia, Rodentia, Cricetidae. Gene Ontology annotation, biological process: platelet-derived growth factor receptor signaling pathway; positive regulation of cell population proliferation; positive regulation of cell migration.